Messenger RNA from Sphaeroforma arctica JP610, 2025 nucleotides. RefSeq lists its product as hypothetical. The record is from RefSeq and is a predicted model, not a curated record. The coding region runs from base 41 to 1864 and encodes 607 amino acids. Lineage: Eukaryota; Ichthyosporea; Ichthyophonida. The transcript has 5 exons.
AGUUUCCCCGAGCACCACAGUCGAUAUACGUACCGACAACAUGCCAAUCUUCUGUAUAGCAACAGCAGUGCUGCUUGUAUGCUCAGGCGCAACUGCCAGAGAGGUGGGACCUGAACAACGGCAAGUGACAUUGCCACAUUCGGAGGCCCCUGACAUCACUUACGGUAACGAUUGGCCUGAGUUUGCUGAGGCUAUCAAUCAGUUAGUUUAUGCUAAUGCGGUAGGUAAUCCAGCACUUGAGUUGGAUUAUGGACCACAAGACAAGUGGCUGGCAAAGAAUCAAUACAGAGAUCACUACACAGACGCCGUGCGUACUCGAGCAGUGAGGGCCUUGGAAAUACCCCAUAAACUACUGGGAGAAGAGAUCGUAACACAAAGUGACGGCGAACAACUUUGGCUGCCAAUAUAUGAGCUACCGGGUAGUGAAGGCAAUGUCACGCUCAAGCCGGGUCAAUAUAUUUUAGAGAAUGGAACCGUGUUGUCUGACGGUACGAGUUUGGCAGACUACUACAGAGAAAAUGGGGAGAUGGGUAGCCAGGGAUCUGACGAAUCGUUGCUUGAAGGCCGUUUGUGGAUUAACGAAGAGAGAACCAUUUGGAAUGAUGCUUUGCUAACCACUGGAGGACGAUCUUGCGGAUGUGUAGGUGAACAAGUCUGGCUGAAAGUAUCAUGUGUAGUCGACCUCGAGACUGCAAUUACGAACAGCGCCGCAGGUGAUGUAAUCUUCAUAUCGGGCAAAAAAUCAAUAACAAAUCCGGUCUAUUUCAGCCAUGAUCUCGCUAUAAUCGGGGAAGAAUGUGGCACUCUCGGCAAGCCAAGGAUUCUGAUGAACUUUGAUUCUCGCUACAAAGCCGGACUUAUGCUGAACAAUCGAGAAACACAAACUUUGCAUGUGAACAACGUCGAUUUCCUGGCGGGACGAGCGGCUAACGGCGUGGAUGGCCAGCAUUUCAACUCUGCCAUACAAGCUCAGGAUUUCUAUGCUUGGAUCUCGCUACAGCUCAAGAACACGUCCUUUCAGAACUUUUUUUCGCGCCACCGUGGGUCAGCAAUUUUUGUCUGGACUACCGGAAACGUCACCAUCGACGACGACUGCCGAUUCGUUAAUAACAUGGUGGGCGAUAGGCGUGAGGUGUUUGGAGGCGGUGCUUUCUCCAUGGGUUACGUCAGCGCCAACUCGCACGUCUACAUUGGGGGGCUCUGGGAUCGUAAUGCGGUCGUGUACCCCUUUCCCUUUGGCUCCGAACACGGGGAAGGGGGUGCACUGUUCGCGGACUGGAUUGACGGACAUGUGUACAUCAACGGCACUUUCCACGACAAUCUGGCUGCUGAUGGUGGAGCUAUCCACUUCAAAAUGGUCGCCAAUGGGUCUCUAGUGCUCGAUGGGGAAUACUCUGGCAACCUCGCACUCGACACGGGAGCCGGUGGACGAGGCGCUGUAAUCCGUAUCGUAGAGUUAAAGUCUGAUUUAGAGCUUAGGGGUAAUUUCUCUAACAACAUCGCCGAUACAGGCCGAGGAGGGGUUGUAGCGGUCAAUAAUAUGCCGAAAUGGAGCAAGAUCUUCCUAUCCGGAACUUUCCACAACAACCGAUGUGGCGACCGUGGAGGUGUUGUGUCGUGUACGAAGAUAUUUGAGGGCCGUUUGGACCUAGUUAAGGGUGCCUUUUUUGACGGCAACGAAGCUCGAGAUGACGACAGAACUGAUAUAUAUCAUAUCUUGAACCCUCAGGCACAGCGUCUGGAUGAGGGAAAACUAGCCUCUAACCCGGUUAAGGAGACAGUGAAGGUGUUCCCGAAAACCCCAACUAAACGACGCUCGGUGAUGGUGCAGGCACCUCUCGGACAAAGUAGAAUAAGUGCAUGAGUGCAGACAAUCUACCCAAAACUUAGUUGUACUGAAGCUCGGGUAGGGGUGUUAGAAUUGUAGGUCGCUGAAAGCUGUGACUAUAGAUUUUAAACUUCAAGGAGGGGUAUGUAAUUGUCAUUGUACGAUAACGUCGAGAAUAAAAUGUGCAUAAUGCGAUA